AUGAACGACCCAGGCCUCAACACCCUCCUAAAAUGGUCUAUCGAAAACUCGGCCGUCUCAGACACCGCCGAACCCACCCAACCACGCACACAACUCAACCCCGAGCUGCUCGCCCAACUAAUGGGCGGCCCCUCUGAUGCCGACCGUAUGAUUUCCUCCAUGCAAGCCAUCCACGACCCCUCCGUCGACCACGAAAACAAAGGCAUCGCCUGGGACAAUUUCGAGCAAUUGGUCGAGAAUCUCGAUAACGCGAAUAACAUGGAGACAUUGGGGUUGUGGAUGCCGUUGGUGCAGAUGUUGGAGUCAGAGGAAAAACAGGAUAGGGAGAUGGCUUGUUGGUGUUUGGGCACGGCGGUGCAGAACAACAUCAAGUGUCAGGAGCGUGCACUAGCUGUUGGCGCAAUUCCCAAGGUCGCAAAGCUUUGCUCAGACGUGGAUGCUGGUGUGCGCAAGAAGGCUAUCCGUGUCAUCAGCUCCGAGAUUAGAAACUACCAGCCUGCCUUGGAUGAGGCAGUCAAGUUCNUGCCCGCAGAGGUUGUUGGCGAGGGCAAGUUUGAUGCCGAGGACAUGGCCAAUGUGGAUGUGCUUGUCAAUGGACUGAGGGAGAGAAGUGCCAAGAUGGCGUAG
Messenger RNA from Aureobasidium vineae, 627 nucleotides. Lineage: Eukaryota; Fungi; Ascomycota; Dothideomycetes; Dothideales; Saccotheciaceae. The record is from the annotation of a GenBank genome assembly.